Messenger RNA from Erigeron canadensis, 1339 nucleotides. RefSeq names its product CASP-like protein 4A3. The coding region runs from base 103 to 924 and encodes 273 amino acids. The record is from RefSeq and is a predicted model, not a curated record. Lineage: Eukaryota; Viridiplantae; Streptophyta; Magnoliopsida; Asterales; Asteraceae. The transcript has 3 exons.
AAAAAGGAUACUCUCACUUUUUCCCUCUCUCUAUCUCCAAUCCAUCUCUGUUUCCCCUUGUUUUUAAAACCCCCCAUUCACUCCCUUUCCAUUCCCUUCACCAUGGAAAACCACAACAAAAACCCGCAACACCACCCAACCACCGUAAACAACCGCUCAAUGUCCGACACCGACGAAGAAUUCCAUUCCCCUCUCCGAUCCCCACUUCAAGACAACUUCCCCUCUUCUCCAUCAAAAGCCAUCAUUCCCCUCGACAACAAAUACUACACCCGAUCUCCGCCGUCCAACACCCACAAACCACCACUUCCGCCGUCCGUAACGGGGAUCGCUUAUAGUCGUACAGGUAGAGAAGACCCAGUUACUGGAGUUGCCAAAGGUGAAGAUGUGAACGGUGGUGGAGGCGAUACACGGCCGAGGACGGCGUCCUCGCCGGUGACAACUAGAAGGUCGAAAAAAGAAGUGAUGGUGGAUCGGGCGGAGUUAGGGUUUAGGGUAUUGGCAAUGGUGCUGUGUUUGAUUGCUUUUAGUGUUAUGGCAAGUGAUAAGACUCAAGGUUGGAGUGGUGAUUCUUUUGAUAGAUAUCGAGAAUACAGGUAUGUGGUAGCAGUAAAUGCUAUUGGUUUUGCAUAUGCAGCAUUUCAAGCAAUCGACAUGACAUAUGUCGUAAUUUAUGGAAAACAUAUAAUCUCGUACUCUCUUCGUCCUCACUUUGACUUCCUAAUAGAUCAGAUAUUGGCUUAUCUCUUGAUAUCGGCAUCAUCUUCAGCAGCCACCAGAGUCGAUGACUGGGUAUCUAAUUGGGGAAAGGACGAUUUCACAGAAAUGGCUACUGCUUCAAUAGGAAUGUCCUUUCUAGCCUUUAUUGCAUUUGCCCUUAGUUCUCUCAUAUCUGGUUACAAUCUCUGUAAUCACAACUCUCUCUAGUCUUCUGUUUUUGAGAUAACGUAUACCUAUGCCAUCCAAAGUAUUAUGGUGUCAGGAACCAAGGGUAUAAUACAGGAAUAAUUUGGUGGCCUAAGUAUACAUUAUCUCCUUAUUUGUCUAGAUAUAUAUGAUCCUAGUUCUGGAUAGUCAGCUGUCAAGUGACACAAGGCGUGCUGAUGAGAGGCAGUUUUACACAAAAUAUUCAAUUGUAAAGGCGGUGUACAGGCAAGAGGCGAUGUGAUAAAUCUAUAGAGUAGUUUAUGGGUCACUUUUGAGGUUUAAAAAACGGGUUGUGUGGCUGAAAUAAAAUAACCGUUCCACUAUAUUUGCAUCCAAGAUUUGUUGCAUAUCAAAUGGGACUUCCCAUUGUAUAUAGAAAAUGUUAGAUCUAAUAUCGAUGGAGGGCUUUUGAUGA